Messenger RNA from Fomitopsis serialis, 2728 nucleotides. Its product is annotated as NMDA receptor-regulated protein 1-domain-containing protein. The transcript has 19 exons. Gene Ontology annotation, cellular component: cytoplasm; NatA complex. The record is from RefSeq and is a predicted model, not a curated record. The coding region runs from base 1 to 2265 and encodes 754 amino acids. NCBI's taxonomy places the organism in Eukaryota, Fungi, Basidiomycota, Agaricomycetes, Polyporales, Fomitopsidaceae. Gene Ontology annotation, biological process: N-terminal peptidyl-methionine acetylation. Gene Ontology annotation, molecular function: protein-N-terminal amino-acid acetyltransferase activity; protein binding.
AUGCCCCCCGCAGCCAACCGUGCUCUCGCUACAAAAGAGGCCAAGCUUUUUAGGGAGAUCCUCAAAAAGUUCCCCGAACACGGAGAGACGCUAUGCAUGAAGGGUCUCAUCCUUACGCACAUGGGACGGCGAGAGGAGGGCUUGGAGCUGGUCAAGAAGGGCAUGCGGUCGGACCUGACAUCGCACAUCUGCUGGCACGUCUUCGGUCUGAUCCAGAAGGGAGAGAAAAAUUACGAGGAGGCUCUCAAGUCGUACACACAAGCACUCAGGUUUGACAAAGAGAACCUGAACAUCUUGAGGGAUUCAGCGCAUUUGCAAACGCAGCUCCGGUUAUAUGACGGCCUCGUCGACACGCGACAUGCCCUCCUUCGACUCAGGCCUACUCUGCGGCAGAACUGGGUCGGUCUUGCAGUGGCGUAUCACCUGAGUGGUAAUCUCCCCGACGCACGAAAAGUGUUGGAGCAGUAUGAGGCGGUUCUCAAGAAUGUUCCAGACUACGAUGUAGAACACUCGGAGGUCCUACUCUAUCAUGUCCGUCUCUUGGAAGAAAUAGGCGACACAAGUGCAGCGCUCGCGUUUCUCGAUGCCAACUCAAAAUCGAGAGCAAUCGUCGACAGAAUCACCAUCAUGGAAUACAGAGCCCGCCUCAUGUCCAAGCUGAAGAUGCCUGAAGCCAACAAUACAUGGCGGGACCUCAUUGAACAAAAUCCGGACUUUUACGCGUACUAUAGAGGUUACCUGCUGAACAACGGCGUAGAUCUAGAUGACAUUACAGACGAGACCCGCGACCAAGCGCUGCAAACACUGGAAGAGUUUUCGACUGCCCUUCCUCGCGCUGCAGCUCCCAAGCGACUAGCGCUGAACAUUGCCAACGGUGAUCGGUUCAAGGAGCUUGCGACAGCCUAUCUCACCGCAGCUCUGGAGAAGGGUGUCCCGUCCCUAUUCGCCGAUGUGAAGGCCUUGUACCGGGACUCUGCGAAGCGGCAAGCGAUACAAGACAUCGUUGAGGGUCUGCGCGAAGAGCUUUCCGUUACUGCAGAGCCACCAAAAGCACUACUCAUCCUGUCUGACCACGCCCGUGCGCUCGAGCUUUUGGAUCUGGGUAUCGUACACACGCCGACGCUACCAGAACUGUACGCAUUCAAGGGCAGGGUGCUCAAGCGAUGCGGGGAUCCGUUCGGUGCCGCGCUCUGCCUGGACGAGUCUCGCGUGCUGGAUCUUCAAGAUCGCUUCCUGAACACGAAGUGCGCGAAGUACCGGCUCAGGGCGGGCUUUGUUGAUGAGGCCAGUGAGAUUCUGGGGUUGUUCACAAAGAAAGAUGCCGCAAGUCCUGGCGCCGAUUUGGAGGACAUGCAGUCUCUCCUUUAUCUCAGCGAAGAGGCCGACGCGCACCUGCGGAAGGGUAACCUCGGCGCGGCGCUGAAGAAGUACUUGGUCGUUCAAAAAGUGUUCAACGAGUUUGAGGAUGACCAGUUUGACUUCCACGGAUAUUCGCUCAGGAGAUUUACCAUCAACGUCUACCUCGACAUGAUCUCAUGGGAAGAUCGGCUGCGAUCCCAUCCUGCGUACAUUCAUACAGCCAUUAAUGCAUCUAAGAUAUGGGUGCAACUGUACGACGACCCCUCAAUAGCAAGGUCGAAAUCCGCAGGAGCUGGUGUCAGCGACGCGGAGAAAAAGGCCAAGAACAAGGCCAAGAAGGCAGCGAAGAAGGUUCAGGAGGAAGUCAAGAAGGCCACGACGACAACAUCGGGCGAAGAUAAGGGGCUGGAGCCACAGCCAGCGAAGGAUGACGAUCCGACGGCGACAAGCUCUUGCAGGCGUCAGAUCCUCUCGAGCGAGCUGCGAAACAACGUCGACGCGUGGAUAGCCACCUACGACGUGGCGGUGCGACAUAAGAAAUACCUGCAGGCAGUGAAGGCUCUCAACAGCGCGCAUGCCCUGGACCCGGAGCACCCGGAGCUGCACCUUCGUCUGGCACAUUUCAGACAUACACUCUCUUCCGCAUCUCAACUACCGCCGGAGCCCAUGGGUCCGGUCGUUAAGGAUGCGCUGGCAAAACUGCUCCCGGACGAACUGUCCUUGGAACAUUUCAACGCGCAAUAUCAGCAGAAGCACUCUUCGAGCGGCAAGGCGAUACUCGCCUCCGCCAAGGUCUCGCGAUUGCUGAGUGCGCCUGUGGAGCAGAUCGAGGCUCUGUCUUCAGUGUGUUCAACCCGGACGUGUCGCUUGAUAUCAAGACUGCGCUCGACGCGCUCGCUUUCCUGAAGGUGGUCGGCUCAUCAAGGGUGGAGGAGUUCAGGACAGCGUGCGACGGCCGGUUCGAGCGGUCCACCGUGUUCAAGUCGCCCGCCGCGCAGGCCGCGCUUCGGUGGAACGCUGCGGAGACGGACGCGGUGAACGGAGGGGUGGACAAGCCCGAGGUCGCCGGCUGAUGAUGUGUUGUAUGAUCUUGUACCUCUAUCGGUGUCGUGCUGGCACUGUGCCUUUGCAGUAUAUGCUUUCGUCACAUCCGACACCCACCGCGUUCAGGUCGGUGCGCGCACGACUGAUGUAUGCCCACCGUGCGGGUGGAGGUUCAUGUCGACGCAAUACAGUAGUCGGGGAUUGGACCACCACGUCCCGAAAGAGGGUAAAUAUACUGACCAGCGUACCGAUUUGCGCACUAGUGUCAAACAAUCGAAGCGUCCUUCCCCCGUUACUGUAGCCGAUCUAUCCGUCCAACCCCGCC